CUGCUUUUGCUUCUGAUGGCGGCGGCUCCGCUUCCCCGAGUACCCGUCUCCUCCUCCUCCUCCGCGGCCUCUCCGGCGAGCCGCUUCUUUGUCCUCCGCGGGGGAGCACCAUGUCGGGCUAGCAGAUGCGCUGGCGUGGCGGCGGCCCCGGGUUGGCGGCGCCGCGGGGUGCAGCCGUUCCCGGCUGGCUCCGUAGCGGCGCGCUCGGCGGGGUCGACGCCGGGGGCGGUUGCCGUCGACGCUAAGGUCGAAGCAUUACUAGACAGUGUGAAGUGGGACAGCAAAGGGUUGGCUGUUGCAAUUGCCCAAAAUGUGGAUACUGGAGCCAUUCUCAUGCAGGGCUUUGCCAACAAAGAAGCCCUUGCAACAACUAUAUCUACCAGGAAAGCUACAUUCUAUAGCCGUUCACGGUCUUCAUUGUGGACUAAAGGGGAGACAUCGAUGAACUUCAUCAACGUGCAUGACAUUUUCUUGGACUGUGACCGUGAUUCUAUUAUAUACCUUGGGAAGCCAGAUGGACCUACCUGCCAUACAGGAGCAGAGACUUGUUAUUAUUCUUCAGUCUUUGAUGCUCUACAAGGUUCAAAGCCCAAUCAAGAUAGACAGGUCGCCACUACUCUGUACUCACUUGAAGAUACAAUUAGUAGACGGAAGGAGGAGAUAGUUACUGAAGGAAGUGGCAAGCCAUCAUGGACCAAAAAACUAAUACUUGAUAAUCAGCUACUUUGCUCAAAAAUAAGUGAAGAAGCUGGAGAGCUAAACCAAACACUGCUUGAAAACGAGGACAAAAGCCGCACAAUAUCUGAGAUGGGCGAUUUGCUAUACCAUGCGAUGGUGCUGCUGAGGGUCAAGGGCGUGAAGAUGGAAGAGGUGUUGGAGGUCCUCAGGAAACGGUUUUCGCAGUCUGGUAUUGAGGAAAAGGCUAGUCGCCAUAAAUCUUAGCAUGCUCGCAUUUCGGUCGAUCAAAUUUGCCAGUUUGCUACUAUAUCUCGUAUCACCUCACCACUGGUGCCAAGUGUACACCAUGGAAUAGUUUGGUAUUCUUAGACCGCCAGUUCUGAAUUGUGGUUAUGCUUUUGCUAUUCCUCCAAUAAGAGAAUAAACAUGUCUGCCAACCGGAGAGGCUGUAAUUUGCAGUGCCGUUCUUGCUUUCGCUAAUAAAAUCAGCUCAUUAGUCAA
Molecule: messenger RNA, 1179 nt
Organism: Oryza brachyantha (malo sina)
Lineage: Eukaryota; Viridiplantae; Streptophyta; Magnoliopsida; Poales; Poaceae
Product: histidine biosynthesis bifunctional protein hisIE, chloroplastic
Exons: 5
Coding region: 16-942 (308 amino acids)
Biological process (GO): L-histidine biosynthetic process
Molecular function (GO): phosphoribosyl-ATP diphosphatase activity; phosphoribosyl-AMP cyclohydrolase activity
Source: RefSeq, a predicted model, not a curated record